Ruditapes philippinarum (Manila clam) is the source of this 3560-nucleotide messenger RNA. RefSeq lists its product as uncharacterized. Gene Ontology annotation, cellular component: extrinsic component of mitochondrial inner membrane. Bases 798 to 2894 code for a protein of 698 amino acids. The transcript has a single exon. Lineage: Eukaryota; Metazoa; Mollusca; Bivalvia; Venerida; Veneridae. The record is from RefSeq and is a predicted model, not a curated record.
AACGGGAAAACUUAUAAUGAUGUGAUUAUAGUAUAAUAUGACAUUUUACGCCCCAAGUGUCUGUGCCAAGUUAUUUAAGUCUAAUUACAAUGGAUAUGUGUGUAAUUCAAUCUUUUUUCAUGAAUUUAACAUUUGUUAAUUUCUAAACAAAUGGGAAUAAAUUCAACCUUUUUUUACCCUGAGUAUACAAUUUCAAAUUGUUAUAUCUUUUGUGAAUAUUUCGACCGACCAUUAUACAUCGUUGAUUAGAUCGUACGGAAAGAGUAGUUUUCGUAAUCUAAAUGUGAAAAUAAUGGCAGACAUAGAUUGUUUAAAAGUUUUAGAUGACAUAAUUCUCAACACAUUGUCUUUUCAAGCUAUUUUAGGUUAUUUAUCAAUACCUGAAAGGAGUUACAAUUUGAAUAGUAAUCAAAGUUAAAGAUUGAUAUAACCAUACAAUAGAAAUGGUUAUUCCCUUAAAAGCUGGUUGUUAAAAAUUGUUUCUGAAUUUAACAUUCCAGACGAAGGAAAAAGCAACGUGCUUUGUUACGCAUCUCAUACAAGAAGCAGGGAUAUUGUAAAAGCUUUGAUACAAGCUGGAACGGACAUUAACGCACACACUGCAAAGAGGGAGACAGCACCAUAUUUCGCUUCCAAAAAAGGAAAAAUCAAAAUUGUUGAACUUCUGUUCAAAGACGAUGCAAAAAUAAACAUACAAAACGAAAGCGGGCAUUCUGCUCUUAUUUUGGCAGAUACUAAUGAAAGUGGCUGUUGACAAGCAUUAGUUAAAGCUGGUACAAGUGUUAAUUUACAAGAUAAUGAUGCAUGAAGAUGAAAAUGGUCCUGAAGUUAAAGUUAAAAACUUGUCCUCAUUUCCAAAAAUUUUUCAGAUGUCAUUGAAUUCUGAUAUUGAAUUUCGGAAGGUACCGGGAUGUGAUAAGACUUUAUGUGACAGAUUUGGACGGACGAUGAUUAUGGCACAUUAUAAAGAUGUAUAUAUAGGUUUAAGUUUACUUGUAGAGAAGUUUGAUAAAACAACAUUAGAUAAAUUCGAUGAUUUUGGAAGUAAUUUAUUGCAUUAUAUAGCAUGGGAAGAGACGACCGAGGACUUUUUCAUCACAUCCCGUGUAUAUUUAAAAAUUGUGCCAUUUUCAAAGCUAAGCGUUAGUAAAGACGCACAUGGACAGCUCCCUUGUGAUGUUGCCUUUUUAAGGGGACACAGUAAUAUUCUCAAUCAGAUCUGCGUUUGUAAAAACGGAAUUCACCAUCAAAACCUUGUUUUCUGUCACAGACGUUUUCGAAUAACAUCUGUCAUAGAAAAAGACGAAGCGUUCAAAAACUUUAUAAAAGAUCUUUCCAUACACUGCUCAGAAAGUAAAAUACGAAACCUAAUCAAUGUACCCCUACUAGGACUGGUUAGAUUUAACAAACAUGAAAGUAAAGUUAUACAAAAUAUGGAUAGAUUUGAAAAAGCGGCAAAUGACCUUAAAACAGUUGUUGUAAAUGUUGUUAACCAUAUAUGUAAAAGACUUGGAGAAAAAGAUGAAUCACUUAAGAAUACUGUUAUUCUAUCUGGCAGUGUUGCUGAAAAUACAAAAGUUGGACUUCCAGAUGAAUUUGACUUCAUAUGCUUGCUGGAUAAGAGUGCCAUUACAGUGAAAGUUAAGGAAAGGCUCAAAAAAGGAGUACUUAAACGUUUCUUUGUUUUUAAUAAACAUCGUCUUUCGUUUAUAAUCGACAGGUUAUAUGAUAUUAUCAUUGAAGUAUUAAAAGAGCCCGACAUAUAUGCCCAUACGAACUUAGUUCCCUUAAAGGAGUGUCCUGAAAGACCAACUAGAUCUCCGAAUUUCAAGAUUAAAUUUCAGUGGUGUUUUCGUGAGUAUAAAAAUAUGACAAUAAAAAUAGACAUUGUACCAGCUUUCGAAGUUUAUUGUCCUUUUAAUGUAUGUUUUCACUCCGAAAGAUUUAACCCUGCCAUCAACCACAGCAAAUUUGUUAUGGUUUUGUUUACAGCAACAAAUAAAGCAAAAGAGAGAAUUUUGUGUUCAGUAUCUGCUUCAAGAGAAGAAAGACAUCGUCUAGCCACACUUCCUUCAGAAGCAAGAGACGCGUACGUGAUAUCAAAGAUUUUAUGCGGGAAACGCAUGUGUCCGUCAGUUGUUGAAUUUGAAUUAGAACAAACUCGGGACGGGUAUCCUAUUAACGAAACUCAGUGUCAGAAGAAUAUUUCUAGUUAUAUGCUGAAAAACUGUUUAUUCUAUGUUGCUGAGGAAUUUCAAACGAAGUCACUUUCAGUGUAUGGUUACGUUUGUAAAAUAUUUCAGAAACUUCUUCAAUUUGCAAGCGAAGAGAAAUUUCCAUGUUAUAUGUUUCCUUGCAUUGAUUUGUUUGUAUACCAUGAUGGGGAGAGGCAUGAUGGAGCUUGUUUGACCAGAGCUAUGUAUGCAAAAAUUAUUUUAAACAUUAUUGGAGAACAUUGUGAUUUUGAUGAUAUAGGCAAACCUGUCGGAGGUUUAUACCACUACAUUUGUGAAAACUGUGAGAACUGUGGGACAAGGCCAAAAGCGGAUGGUGUAAAUUUCAAAACGUGUCCCAGGUGUAAAAAUGGUUCGUAUUGUAGCGAUGAAUGUAAGGAAAACGACUUUGAACGACAUAAAAAAUGGUGUGAUUCCCUUUACGAAGAAAAUAUCUCGGAAAAAUCUUGGCUUUACACCCGUCUCGGACCAAUUCAAAACAUAACAGACAAUGACAUUUGUGCUAACUGUAAGAAAAGCCCAAAAGAUGUUGGAGUUGUUCUCAAAACAUGUUCCAGGUGUGAGCUCUGGACACAUUGUAGCGAUGACUGUAAGGAAAGUAACUUUGAGCGCCACAAACCUGCUUGUGAUUACCACUAUAAACAAAAUGGUUCGAACUAAUUUGACAAUUAUGUAUACGCGUGUAUUCGACGAAAGCGUGCUUAGUACAAGAACUGAACUGAUUGUACAAUCACAGAAGACUUUUAAAGUUAGUUAUGUGUUUUAUAACUUUCUUAUAUUGUUUAUUCUUUAGUACAUCUUUAGUUUAUUGCAGUAUUAUAAAAUGUUCUUCUGGGUUAAUGAGCAAAUUGCAUUAAAACCAGGAGAAUCCGUCUCCUGAAAAUAUAAUGUGUUGUAAAAAUGACAAGGGGACAUUAUUAUAUUCUCUGUAAGAUUCUUACUGGUUAUUGCUUGAAAGCGUGAGGUCGCAUGCCAUUUUGGUUUAUUGUCGGUUUGUUUGUGUUUACGUCGCACUGACACAUUAUAUGUCAUAUGGCGACUUCCCAGCUUUACUGUAGGAGGUUGCCCUCAGUUACUCUUCCGUGUAUUAUGUCAGGCACGAACGGGCACCAGAGUAAAGCCGUCGACGUUCCGUAAGCUAUCUGGAUAGCCGCCUCACAUAAAAGAAUCCAAUGUUUCUGUCUGUAUUCGAAUCCACAGCGGUGAGGGGCAAGUGGUUUGAAUUCAACAAUCUUGAAAUUUUGGUUUAAUGAACCCAACCAUUUAAAAGUCCUUUAAAAAUAAUUACAUUACAUAUGUUAUGCAAUUACCAAAUACAUUUGUAUC